GAUAAGGUGAACUUCGCGCUGUGCUCGGGCCCUCGGCUCGAGGCGGCCCUGGCCUGCAAGGACCGGGAGAUCCUGCGGCUGCUGAAGGACGUCCAGCUGCUCCAGAGCUCACUGCAGGAGCUGGAGGACUCAUCCGCGAGCCAGAUCGCUGACCUGGAGCGGCAGCUCACCGCCAAGUCCGAAGCCAUCGAGAAGCUGGAGGAGAAACUCCAGGCGCAGUCUGACUACGAAGAGAUUAAGACAGAGCUGAGCAUCUUGAAAGCCAUGAAGCUGGCCUCCAGCACCUGCGGCCUCCCCCAGGCCAUGACCAAGCCCGAAGACUCGCUGCUCCUGGCCAAGGAGGCCUUCUUCCCGGCACAGAAAUUCCUUCUGGAGAAGCCCGGUCUGCUGACCAGUCCUGAGGAGGACCCUUCGGAGGACGACUCCAUCAAGGACUCGCUGGGCACAGAGCAGUCCCAUCCGUCCCCGCAGCAGCUGCCACCCCCCCUGGGGCCCGACGACCCCCUGUCCCCCAGCCCGGGGCAGCCCCUGCUCGGCCCGGGCCUGGGGCCCGACGGCCCGAGGACUUUCUCGCUGUCCCCCUUCCCCGGCCUGGCGGCGGGGGACGUGCUGCUGUCCAAGCACCUGAUGCCCCCGGCCACCUUCAAGGGGGAGGCGGGCG
Messenger RNA from Condylura cristata (star-nosed mole), 661 nucleotides. Its product is annotated as homeobox protein cut-like 2. The annotation marks the transcript as partial. Lineage: Eukaryota; Metazoa; Chordata; Mammalia; Eulipotyphla; Talpidae. The record is from RefSeq and is a predicted model, not a curated record. The transcript is spliced from 5 exons.